Molecule: messenger RNA, 5192 nt
Organism: Drosophila montana
Lineage: Eukaryota; Metazoa; Arthropoda; Insecta; Diptera; Drosophilidae
Product: F-box/LRR-repeat protein 20
Exons: 9
Coding region: 201-2156 (651 amino acids)
Cellular component (GO): cytoplasm
Molecular function (GO): protein binding
Source: RefSeq, a predicted model, not a curated record
AAUCGUGCAUUCACACGAAGACACGCAAACGACCGCGAGCAACGGAACUCGUCUCUCUGCAGGAGUGAGCGAGAGAGAGCUAGCUGUAAAGAGUUGAAGCUGUUGAAAACAACAACUGCACAACAGGCGAAAGCAAGACUUAAGCGACGCUGCCGAGCGCCUGCUCGCACACUUGAAGAGCUUGCGGACGACAACGCUUGAUGUUUGCGCGCAGUGGGAUUAGCGCUGCGCCCAAUGUGGGCAGCGGCAGAGGAAGCGCCGACGAUGGCGGUGGCGGCGGCGGCGGCGGUAGCAGCGCAGGCGCUGCAGGCAGCAUUGAGCUGCUGUGUCCGCCCAGUGGCAGCAGCAGCAUCAGCGGCAGCGGUAGCUUCAGCAGCAGCGGCACCAGCACAACGGCCACUAACAGUACUAGCGUGAGCGCGUCAACGCCGGCGUCAGCUGCGGACCUGCUUGGCGACAGCGGCGAGAACAACAACAAUGCGAAUGCCAAUCGAAAUCUGAGCUUACAACUGAGCAGCAACAACAACUAUGCGAACAACAAUAAUAAUCACAGCACAAACCUAAUCAGCGGCAUCUGCAGCAGCAUUUGGCGCACAGCAACCUUUGGCAGCGCUGCGCCCGUCGCCAGCAUAAUGGCAGCCAGCAGCGGCAGUGGCAAUGGCAGCGGCAGCGGCAGCGCCGCCAGCGCCAGCUACUCUUCCUCCAGCGCGUCCUCGAUUUCGCCAGCCGCCGACGAGGUAUGCGUUGUGGAGCAGCAGCAGAGCAGCAACCAGCGUACGGUGGCCACCAACACCAACAGCAACAGCAACAGCAAUGCAGCGCAACAGCAGCAGCGCACACAAAUACAAAUGCAGCUCGACGGGGAGCAGGACGAGCCCCAAACAUUCCUAGGCGCCACCGAACUGGACGAUGAGCUAAUCAAACAACUGCCAAAGGAGGUACUGCUGCGCGUUUUCUCCUACCUGGAUGUCGUCUCGCUAUGCCGCUGUGCUCAGGUGUGCAAAUAUUGGAAUGUGCUCGCCCUGGACGGUUCCAGCUGGCAGAAAAUCAAUUUGUUCGAUUUCCAACGUGAUAUUGAGGGUCCGGUAAUUGAGAAUAUAUCGCAACGAUGCGGCGGCUUCCUCAAGUCGCUUUCGCUACGUGGUUGUCAAUCGGUGGGAGAUCAGUCCAUCAAAACUCUAGCGAAUCACUGCCACAACAUCGAACACCUGGAUCUGUCGGAGUGCAAGAAGAUCACAGAUAACUCGGUCACAGACAUAAGCAGAUACUGCAGCAAGCUGACGGCCAUCAACCUGGACUCCUGCUCGAACAUAACAGACAAUAGCCUCAAGUAUAUAUCGGAUGGCUGUCCGAACCUGCUCGAGAUCAACGUAUCCUGGUGCCAUCUAGUAUCCGAAAAUGGAGUCGAGGCGCUGGCACGCGGCUGUGUCAAGCUGCGCAAGUUCUGCAGCAAAGGUUGUAAACAGAUUAACGACAAUGCCAUCACGUGCCUGGCCAAAUACUGUCCCGAUCUAAUGGUGCUAAAUCUACACAGCUGCGAGACCAUCAGCGACUCGUCCAUACGCCAGCUGGCGGCUUGCUGCCCCAAGCUGCAGAAGCUGUGCGUGUCCAAGUGUGCGGAACUAACUGAUCUCUCGCUGAUGGCGCUGUCGCAGCACAACCAGCAGCUGAACACACUGGAGGUGUCCGGCUGUCGCAACUUUACGGACAUUGGCUUUCAAGCGCUGGGCCGCAACUGCAAGUACCUGGAGCGCAUGGAUCUGGAGGAGUGCAGCCAGAUAACGGACCUAACGCUGGCCCAUCUCGCCACCGGCUGUCCCAGUCUCGAGAAGCUGACGCUGUCGCACUGCGAGCUGAUUACGGACGACGGGAUACGGCAUCUGACCACGGGCAGCUGUGCGGCGGAGAGUCUCUCGGUGCUGGAAUUGGACAACUGUCCGCUGAUAACGGAUCGCACGCUGGAGCAUUUGGUUUCCUGUCACAAUCUGCAGCGCAUCGAGCUCUUCGACUGCCAGCUCAUCUCACGCGCGGCCAUACGCAAGCUGAAGAACCAUCUACCAAAUAUCAAGGUGCACGCUUACUUUGCGCCCGUGACCCCGCCAGCUGUGACGACAGGCCACCGACCACGGUAUUGUCGCUGCUGUGAGAUUCUCUGAGAUACGGCCAUUGGCUUUGCCAGACGGAUAAUGCGCAAAUCUGCCACGGACUGAUGCUGGCCUGUGUGCAUCUGUGUGUUUGCCAUGCUCUCAAGCCUGAUCCUCGUCGCGAUGCUGUAUUCCUUCGGUCUGCUUGACAGCGUCUACUGAAUGUGCGGGCGCCAAGAAGACAGCAACACACACACACACACACACACUCACAUACACACACACACGCCUACACCAAUAUAACUGUGUAUAACUAAAGCAAGAUUCUAAUAACGAUAUUUAAGGAUCCGAAACGAAACAAAUGAAACAAAAGAAAAGAAAAGAAAUUGUAACACGAAAUUCGUAGUCUUAAAUGUACCCAAGCUAACUUUUAGUAUUUAGUUUGCGAGAGUUUCAAAAACUCAACUUCAACAUGUAAAAUUGUGAUUAUUUUAUUUUUAUAUGCUAAGCUGUUAUGUUAACUAGACAACCUUUAAUCAUUUUGUUUCUCGUAUGCGUUAUGUGUAUUAUUAGAUAUCUCUCUCUCUCUCUCUCUCUUUUUGUUCUUGUUUCAAUUUGUGUUUUUCUCUCAACGAAUUGUCAAUCAAUCAAGCUCCUAAAACAUCUCUGACGUAUGUACAUAAAUACAUAUGUAUCUACCCUGUAAUAUUUUCUGUGGGUAAGCUCACAGAUAUACCGAACACACACACACACACACACACACACACACACAUACGCAUACACAUACUCAACAAGCUUGAAGCGUGCAUGCUGAUUAAGUGUUGAUAUAAUUAUGAUUUCAAUUAGUGAGAGCAAAUACAUAUUUUACUAUAUAACUGAGAUUAUAAUCAAGUCUAAACAUGUCGAUAGAACCACAAAGCGUUCACCCACACACACACACACACACACAUACAAACAAACACACACACCUUGCAGUCAGUGAAAACUUUAGGCUAUUUCCGAAUAACAACUGUUGCUAUAUUCCGGUUUUUUUUUUUUAGUGCCAGCUAAAUCAUAUUUAAGCAUAUAUUUAACCUAGAACAUUAUACUUAUAGUUAUACUUAUACACACAUACAUACGUACGUAUUAUGUAUGUGUGUAUGGCUGCACACUAUGUCAACGAAAUCCAAAUUGUAUAUUACACCCGAACAAAUCGAAACACAAAUAAUAAACAUAACAAAAGGGAAAUAAAAAUAACCGUUCAAGUGCAAGCAUGUCUUUUACACACAAACAACAAAAACAUACAAACAAACAAACAAACAGAUGGAUCCACGUUUCUAAAACACAAAUCUCUCAUACAAUAUAUAUACUUAGUACAUAAAACACAUGAUAAAUAAAUCUAUAUAUAUACAUUAUGAGAAAAAUAUAUAUAUAUAUUUAAUUACAUAAUAUACACAUGUAUAAUUGUCUAUUUUGUAAAUGUAAUCCACACAAAACGGGUACAAAAACGCCAAUUUUCAUGUAUGUAAAUUCCGCGCACAAUUGCAAACGCAUUAUCCUAUCGGGUGAUUGCCAAUUGGCUUUUAUGGUUAACAGACGGUUUCUUAUUAGAAAGCCCCAUAAACUGUUCCAUUGCUCAUUGUGCGCAGAAAUUAUUUUUAAUUAAUUGGGCUAUCAAGUCACACAUAGAACAAUCUAAUGAGGUAUUAUUUCCCUCGUAGCCUCACGCCCGGAUAAGCGAAAUUAAGUGUUUCCAUAAAUGGGAUUAUUCGUCAAUAACAUCAUUAAUACUCACCACACACAAAUCUUAUCAGAGCGCUUUAGAGUAACAUUAGAGGAAUGCUGCCAGUGGGAAUGCAAUAUUAAUAUAUGUAUGUGUAUCUAUGUGUAUUUUGUUCUUGUUUUUCAAACUAAUUGUAGCAUUUGAAAUAUUAAUUAUUGCUCUAUCUGAUGGGUUUUAGUUAAACAAUCUAUAGCUAAUGACUUAGUGAUCUAUGUGUUUCAGUUUUAAACCAAAAAGUUGCAUAAGUAGAUUUAUAAAAGAAACAACUUUCAUUUAUUGAACUUAAGGAUCAUAUACAAAUACAACAGAAAUUAAUUUACUAAAUAAAAUGUGCUAAGCUUUUUAAGGUGCAUCUGUAAGUGGAUUGACACUACAUUUCAAAAUAGAAGAUAUUUUGGUCAUGCCAACGACUAUCUGGGAUUUCAAACAAACAUAUCUUUGCAAAAUAUUCAAACAGGCGCUCCUUUCAGUGAUUCCCAAUCAGUUACAGAGUAAUAUUAUAUAAUGGGACAACACUGUUUUCUUUUGUAUCUGUAUAUCGUUCAGCCACCACAUUUUUCGCCGUCAUCGCUCUAUGGUUGUAAAUACAUUUCGAUUUUAAUCGGUUUGUACUUGUAUUAGUAUGCGGUAGACGAAGGCAUAUCGAAAUAAUAAACAAUUAUGUGGGAAUUAUAAACAAUCUGUAUUUUCAGUUAUAUUUGAGUGUGUGUGUGAGCGUGCGCGUGUAAUUAUGCACAGAGCACCAGCCAAAAUCGCUCCAAACGGCGGUGAAAGUGUUGUUGUUGCAGCGAUAUUGGUUUUCGUGGCUUGCAGCAGCGGUUGUGGUUCAAUUUGUUGUGGCAUUCGCUUUAGCAGCAACGAUCAAUUUUCGCAAAAAAAGACAACAAAGUGAAGUAGAAGAGUAAGGGUGAUAAAAAAGGUGCAACAAAAGUGCGGGAGACAAGUGCAGAAUUAAGAAAACAGUUGCCGUUUUUCUUUUAAUUAUUUUUCGGUUUCCGUUUUGUUUGCCAAUAAACUUGCAGUGCUGCUUGCGUUUACAGUUACAUACUUACAUACACAUGUAUGUAUGCAUUAUGUAUACGCUAUAAUAAGUUCAAGGAAAGCAGAAAGCAAAAUGCGAGAAACAGAAUGUGCAAUGCAGUAAGAAAAAAAAACGACGCCUGCUGCUUGGGCCUCGCCUCUGUCCAUUUCAUAUUAUGUAAAGAGCGCUCUUUGUUGACUUGUGCACCUGUUUGUGUGUGCGUGUAAUAAAUUUUAAUUCGAUCCAAGUUGCAUGCAACGAUAAUGUUAAAAACGGAGCCAAAUAAUCGAUGUGCGAAAAUUUGCCGUUGUCGGCUGUGAGCUGG